AUGGCAAGCCGGCGACCCUCCGUCCUUGACUCCCCCGUGCCCGGGACCCUGCUCGGCCGACGGGGCUCGGUGUUGGACUCGCCUAUAUCGAGGAGGCAGUCGGGGACGUCAUCCCGCCGCCCCUCGAUCGAUCCGUCGAGGCUGUUGCCCAUGGACAAAGCGUCUGCUAUUGCAGGUACUAAUGACUUCAAUGUGCUCUUCAUCGGCGCAGGCAACAUUAUGUUCGGCUCGGACGAAGGCCCUUGGAACCACUCCUUCCGCUUCGAACACAAACUCGGACCGCGCCUCAAGGUCGUCGCGCUGAUCGAUCCGGCGAUCGACCGUGCGACGGCAGUGCUGCAGAAGAAGUGCGAGACGUUCGUGCGCUCCGCGUACGAGAACACCCGCGUCUUCCGCACGCUCGAGGACUUUGUGAAGAACAUGUCGCGCAAGGACGUGCCACGCGCGGUCAUCGUCGGCUCCCCGCCCAUGUUCCGCGGGACGGUGCAGACCGGGCGCGACAUCGAGCUCCAGAUCCUCAAGUUCUUCCCCGGGGUCGCGAUGUUCAUCGAGAAGCCCGCCGCGACCGGCCCGUCCAGCGAAAUCGAGGAGGCGUUCACGAUUGCAAAGCGCAUCUCCGACAGCGGCACGCUCUGCUCCGUCGGGUACAUGCUGCGCUACCUGAGGGCCGUGCAGAUGAUGAAGCAGAUCAUUAACGACAACAACCUCACGGUCAUGGCCACCGUUGCGCGCUAUGCGUGCGCGUACGAGGCUAUCGCCAAGCCAGACUGGUGGGACAAGUCCAAGAGCGCUGGCCCCGUCAUCGAGCAGGGCACGCACUUCUGCGACCUGUCGCGCUACUUUGGGGGCGACGUCGACAUGACCACCGUCUCCGCGCACUCGCUCGAUUGGGACGAGAAUGCGGGACAUCUCUCCAAGAUUGUCAUUGACGAGACUGCCAUCCCGCCGGAGAACAGGAUCCCCCGUGUCACCGCCGCUACAUGGAAAUAUGAGAGCGGUGCUGUCGGCAGCUUCACGCACCUGGUGGCGCUCCAAGGCCACGACUACAGCUGCGAGCUGGAGGUCUACGCUGACGGUUACCAGCUGAAGCUCGUCAACCCCUACGUCCAGCCCGUGCUCUUCAUUCGUAGACCCGGCAACGAUCACGAGGAGUCCCACAGAUUCCCGGAUGACGACCCGUUCUUCUCUGAAAUAUCCGUGCUCAUCGACAACAUCGAGGAUAUUGAGGAGGACCCGGAAACCGCGCAGAUUCUUAGCACGUUUGAGGAUGCAUGCAAGACGUACCAACUCACCUGGGCCAUUCGUGAGGCUUCGGAGCGCAACCGGGCCCGGUCCCUUGAGCUAAAGAAAGAGGCGGGAGCCGCGAUCUCCGAGUGA
Molecule: messenger RNA, 1377 nt
Organism: Postia placenta MAD-698-R-SB12
Lineage: Eukaryota; Fungi; Basidiomycota; Agaricomycetes; Polyporales; Adustoporiaceae
Exons: 10
Coding region: 1-1377 (458 amino acids)
Molecular function (GO): nucleotide binding
Source: RefSeq, a predicted model, not a curated record